Molecule: messenger RNA, 1223 nt
Organism: Manduca sexta (tobacco hornworm)
Lineage: Eukaryota; Metazoa; Arthropoda; Insecta; Lepidoptera; Sphingidae
Exons: 6
Coding region: 108-1193 (361 amino acids)
Source: RefSeq, a predicted model, not a curated record
AUAUUUAAUAACGUGUCACAAAAAUGUCAAUCAGAUUGACAUACAUGAAUGUAUUUAUAACAUUUUUUUUAUCUUUAUAAAAUUAUUUUUGUAAUUUUCCGUUUAUAAUGGCACAAUCAAAGCCUAGUAAACCUCUCGUUCUAAAUGAGCUCUUAAUAAAGAAUGUAAACACUUGGGGUAACGUGCAGUAUAAUAUCCCUCUGCGACUUUCUAACAAUGAGACCAGAUCUGCAACAAGCGUGGGUUUACGACAUAUACCAGCGAUACCACAUAGCUUGGACUGUAAAAUCGAAGAUCCACUUCCAGAAAGAGUCACGGGACGAGACAUGGUUGUAGAGAAGGAAACAUACAAGACGACCACUGGAGCGUAUUGUGUGAAGCCCAACCCUAACAAGGCUAUGGAGAGAGCAGACUGCUCUAUCAAUUGCAGAAGGGUCAUAUUUAUGACAGGAGUGGAAAAGAGGUUGCAAGGAAAGAGUAUAACGCAACCAACAAUAAUAUCUGAAAUGAAAGACAACUACAGAGGGGUCGCGAGAUCACCUUUAGUUCCACCUGAAAUUAUAGUCAGACCACCGGAUCCAGAAUAUAUUUUUGAUGUUGUAGCCUCAGGAAGAAACGAAGCACCGGUGAUAUCAGAAAGUGCAGGUGGUUUUCGAAGACUAUUGGAUCCAUACGUAACCACAACUAGAAGUGUUCACAAACCCUUCUCAGUAGAAGACCAGUAUGGUAUAGGAGCUAAGGACCAGAUAACCUUUUACUCAGAAUUUAAUACACCGAAGGUGAGAGGCUUCGGUCCACGGCACAAAGAGAUCUGGAUGCCCUUGACGUCUAAAGCCCAUAGAAAUGUCUACGACAGAAUUCACGUUAAGAAAGAAUGCAAGGAAGUUGCCGCCUGCCACAAUCCAGUUGAUAAUAUCAAAGGGGUAUUUACAUCAGAAACCAAACUGAAGUAUAAGAUUCCCUUCGCGGCAUCAUCACUAGCGUCGUGGUCUCACGGAGAAACGUUCGACCUGGCACCAUUCCCGCCGAAUCCAUUCCAGACUAACAUCGCUCCAUUCAUGUACUGCAGUGACUACUGCCACAUCGCCCAAGGAACCCCACCAUCCACUGUCAUUGAUCAACUAAACCAUAAAAUGCCAGCGCAUAAACCAUGCGUGCAAAGAUAUGUAGUGUCUAGAGAUUAUGAGCCUUAAGUUUUGGAAAUAAAAGUUGUUAUAAGUUAA